AACGUUUUAAAUCGACCAACAUUCCUUGAAUACGACAAAUGUCCUGCUUGCUACGGAUUCAAGGCAUGCAGCAGCAUUAAAAAUGGUGAAAUUCUAGUUGAUCAGAGUUCAAGUUUGAAUGGACUCUUUUAUUCAAACCAGCACAUAAUACACGGCAAGCAUGUCAAUGGCAUAGAUGUCAUCAUCUCCAAACUAGGUGGACAACAUAACACAAAGGCCUGGGAAGAAAAAAUAUGCACAAAGGCUAAGAAGAAGCAACAAUGUUACAUCAGUGAAGCAGCGAAAGAACUGUUUCCAAAAUCUGGGUCCAAGUGGAUUUUAGAAGCAGUGAGAGGGCAGUCAAUGAUGACUGCAUGUCCAACUGAAAGAUUAAUUAGUGCCAUCACAUUCCGAUACACUGAAAUGCUCGAUUCCAUAGAUAUAUCAAACACAGAAAGAAUACAGUUGGUUUUGACAAUAUGGAGGAAUCAAGAACCAAUCAUUUAUCAGAUCUUCUCCAAGUCAACUGACUGGCCAUUCCCUCAAUAUUUAGGAGCAUGUGGCAGAGUGGUUGUCUAUGAAAACCCAGGCAAACCUCUGUACACAUUCUAUGAUGAACCUUGGAAUUUCAGAAUAAGAUUGGCUCUCAAAUUGUUGAACAUAGCCCACAAGUUCACAUUCAAUCCAUCUCAAUACGGCAUCUACAUGAUGAAGGUUGGCGCAGAUACGUUCCACUACAAACAAGAAACGAAGGAACUCUUCUACACGAGCGCACGAAACAUCCUCAUUGUUGACAAGUGGCAGCUGGAAGAAAAUAAAAAAGAAAACCUCGUUAGCAACAGCGACAUCACCAAAAAAUGCAAGCACGACGAACACUGGCCGUCGACGACAAAGAACUUAUGCAAUGGCUUGUACUCAGACCAUAAUUAUUACGCAGUCUGCAGGAAUAUAUUGUCGCCAGUUAACACAGAGGCCGGUGGUUCAAAUGCUGGCCUCCUCCAUGAUGUCCCACACAAUGUCGAUACACUUUUUGGACUGAGUCAUCUCAUGCAAAGCUGUCUCAGUCCAAAA
Molecule: messenger RNA, 1050 nt
Organism: Helobdella robusta
Lineage: Eukaryota; Metazoa; Annelida; Clitellata; Rhynchobdellida; Glossiphoniidae
Exons: 4
Source: RefSeq, a predicted model, not a curated record